Molecule: messenger RNA, 1564 nt
Organism: Brugia pahangi
Lineage: Eukaryota; Metazoa; Nematoda; Chromadorea; Rhabditida; Onchocercidae
Source: the annotation of a GenBank genome assembly
AUGCAAAAAACAAGAAAAAAAAACAAUGUUCAGGCAGCAUUGGACGAGUUAUUGAAAAAAGUGUUGGCGGGGUAUCAUUUAUGUUGGCCGUGUACUGUAUGUUUCGUUAGGAAAAUGGCCUCUUCGGCAGCCGGAACAAUCAGUACAAAAAUAUCCCAGUAUACACUGGAACGUGCCAACCGUACCCGGUUACUUAUUGAGAACUGCUACGCCCAAGCUCUAGCUCAAUGCCAUGAACGAGAGAAAAGGUUGCAAAAAUUGGAAGAAAAAAUGGAAAUGGAAGGUCUUUCGGAGUCGGAGAAAGUGAUACGUCGACAAGUGCACAUGGCUAAAGAAACAGAUUUUUUGCGAUUGAAAAGGACACGACUAACUGUUGCGGAUUUCACGUCGCUUAAAGUAAUUGGUCGAGGAGCUUUCGGAGAAGUACGAUUGGUUCAAAAAAUCGACACUGGUCAUGUUUAUGCAAUGAAGAUUUUACGAAAAACUGAAAUGCUUGAAAAAGAACAGACAGCUCAUGUUCGUGCAGAGCGUGAUAUACUAUCCGAGGCUGAUUGCGAAUGGGUUGUAAAGAUGUAUUUUUCGUUUCAAGAUCCACUUAACCUGUAUUUAGUUAUGGAAUUUUUGCCUGGUGGUGACAUGAUGACACUACUGAUCAAGAAGGAUACACUGUCGGAAGAUGCCACUAAAUUUUACAUUGCCGAAGCAGCGCUAGCGAUACAAGCAAUACAUAAUUUAAAUUUUAUCCAUCGUGAUAUUAAGCCAGAUAAUUUGCUACUGGAUUCAAAAUUAACCACCAUUUUUCAGGGGCACAUAAAGCUGUCAGAUUUUGGAUUGUGCACAGGUCUUAAAAAGGCUCAUCGAACCGAAUACUAUCGAAAUUGGCCAAGUCAACUGCCAAAGGAUUUUGUAACAAAACCACUUGGAUCAAAGCGAAAAGCCGAAACAUGGAAGAGAAACAGACGGGCAAUUGCUUAUUCGACGGUGGGUACACCAGAUUAUAUUGCGCCAGAAAUUUUCCAACCGAAUGGUUAUACGAAGGCAUGUGAUUGGUGGUCUCUCGGUGUUAUUAUGUAUGAAAUGCUUAUCGGUUAUCCACCGUUCUGUUCUGAAACACCUCAAGAAACAUAUCGAAAAGUUAUUAACUGGAAACAGACGUUGUUAUUUCCACCAGAAAUGCCAAUCUCUGUAGAUGCUAAAACAACGAUCAAGAAAUUCUGUUCAGAACCGGAGCAUCGUUUAGGUCAAAGUGAUGGUGUUGAAGAGCUAAAGACAUGUCAGUUUUUCCGUGGAAUCGAUUGGAACAACAUCAGGAAGUGUCCGGCACCCAUCCGUGUUGAUGUGAAAAGCAUCGAUGAUACGUCAAAUUUUGAUGAAUUCCCAGAUGCCGAUUUAAGCAUUCCUGAUUACAAACCGGAUGUUGGUGCGACUAAGCAGCAACUUGGCGAUAGAGGAGAAUUCUCAAAUUAUACUUAUCGGCGAUUUGAUGGAUUAACACAAAAUCGUCAGUUCAGAAAGAAAUGUUCCACCAAUGAAGAUGCAGGAGAUUAGUGGGCAUCAUCAGUGA